UGGUCUGCUCCGGUCGCCCGGUGCGGGUUCGGGUUCCGGACGCAAAGCUGCGGCCGGGCCUGGUGGUAGCUGCGGUCGUGACAGCCAAGGCAGAAUUGGCACCAUGGAGGGGCCCAGGGCUGCCCCUCAGCCGUACUUAGGGCUGGUUCUGGAGAAAUUGCGCAGGGUUGUGGCAGCAUUGCCUGAAGAUAUGAGACCAGGUCCUGAUCCCUAUGGUUUUCCGUGGGAAUUGGUGACAGGUGCAGCUAUUUUUGGAUUUUUUGCUGUUCUCUUGUUUUUGUGGAGAAGUUUUCGUUCGGUAAGUAACUAAUGCUAUACUAAAAGAAUGUUCAUUCUAAGUCUUCAGGCUGCCAGCAUUCCUUGGCGCAUAGCUGUAUCAUUCCAGUCUCUGCUUCUUCACAUUGCCUUCUCUCCUGACUUUGAUCCUUCUGCCUCCUUUUAUAAGGAUCUUUGUGAUUACGUUGGGCCCACCAGUUCUAGAGGUUUCACUUACAGUGUUGCUUUGUUUCAGUAUGAAGGUUUGGAGUCAUCUUUAAAGGAUGGAAAGGAGUCGACAGAAGCACAGAGUUUGGAGACAACCUAUGAAAAGCUGGACAGGUCCAAGUCUGAACUUGAGGAUGAAAUACUCUUUCUAGAAAAACAGUUAAAAGAAGAGAAAUCUAAACGUUCUGAAAAAGAUGAAUUGGUGAUGGAUAUUUCAGAAAGGAUACAGUCCCUAGAAGAUGAAUCAAAAUCUCUCAAAUCACAAGUAGCUGAAGCCAAAAUGACCUUCAAAAUAUUUCAAAUGAAUGAAGAACGACUUAAGAUAGCAAUAAAAGAUGCUUUGAAUGCAAAUUCCCAACUUCAGGAAAGCGAGAAACAGGUUUGUACUUUUCCCCCUUUGCUAAAUGUCAAGUCUCUGACUGAACACUUGCUGAAGAUGAAAGAUUGGGCUGCUGUGCUUGGAGAAGAUGUAGUGGAUGACGAUAGCUUGGAACUGGAAAUGAAGAGUGAAUCAGAAUAUGGUACCUAUUUAGAUGAUCAGCCAAGAGGAGCUUUGAAGAAACUGAUCCAUGCUGCUAAGUUAAAUGCUUCCUUAAAAACCCUGGAAGGAGAAAGAAACCAAAUUUACAUUCAAUUAUCUGAAGUAGAUAAAACAAAGGAAGAGCUUACAGAGCGUAUUAAAGAUCUCCAGACUGAGCAAUCAUCUUUGCAGUCAGAAAAUGCACAGUUUGAAAAUGAGAAUCAAAAGCUUCAGCAGAAACUGAAAGUAAUGACUGAACUAUAUCAAGAAAAUGAAAUGAAACUUCACAGGAAAUUAACAGUAGAAGAAAAUUACCGGUUAGAGAAAGAGGAGAAACUUUCCAAAGCAGAUGAAAAGCUCAGUCAUGCAGCUGAAGAACUGGAGAUCUAUAGGUGUCUUGCUGUUAGGCAAUUGUACAGAAAAUGUAAAAAGGAAAAAAUGUUUUACUUUCAGUGCUGUAAUAUUUUUGUAUGUUUAUCUUUCAUUUUAAGUUUGUAUAAAUGUAAUUUUUGUUUUAUUUUCUUUAAGUUGGCAGCUCGGACUGCUGAAAGAAACCUCAAUGAUUUAAGGAAGGAAAAUGCUCACAAUAGACAGAAAUUAACUGAAACAGAGUUUAAAUAUGAACUUUUAGAGAAAGAUCCUUAUGCACUUGAUGUUCCAAAUACAUUUGGCAGAGAGCAUUCCCCGUAUGGUCCCUCACCAUUGGGUCGACCUUCACCUGAAACGAGAGCUUUUCUCUCCCCUCCAACUUUGUUGGAGGGUCCACUCAGACUUUCACCUUUGCUUCCAGGGGGAGGAGGAAGAGACUCAAGAGGACCAGGGAAUCUCCUGGACCAUCAGAUUACCAAUGAAAGAGGAGAAUCAAGCUAUGACAGGUUAUUUGGUCCUCAUAGAGCACCUUCUGACACUGGUUCCCUGUCACCUCCCUGGGAACAGGAUCGUAAGAUGAUGAUCCUUCCAUCAGGCCAGCUGUAUCCUGAUCCAGCUUUUCCUCCACAAAGGCAAGACAGAUAUUAUUCUAAUUCUGGUAGACUAUCUGGACCAGCAGAGCUCAGAAGUUUUAAUAUGCCUUCUUUGGAUAAAGCGGAUGGGCCAAUGUCUUCAGAAAUGGAAUCCAGUAAAAAUGACCCCAAAGAUGAUCUUGGUAAUUUAAAUGUGCCUGAUUCAUCUCUCCCUGCUGGAAAUGAAGCAACUGGCCCUGGCUUUGGUCCUCCACCUCUUCCUCCAGUCAAAGGUCCAUUGUUUCCAGUGGACACAAGGGGGCCUUUCAUGAGAAGAGGACCUCCUUUUCCUCCACCUCCUCCAGGAAGCAUGUAUGGAGCUUCCCGAGACUAUUUUCCACCAAGGGAUUUCCUUGGCCCACCACAUCCACCAUUAGCAAUGAGAAAUGUGUAUUCACCAAGGGGUUUUCCUCAUUAUCUUCCCCCAAGACCUGGAUUUUAUCCCCAACCCCAACAUCCUGAAGGUAGAAGUGAAUUCCCACCAGGGUUGAUUCCACCUUCAAAUGAGCCUGCUACUGAACAUCCAGAACCACAACAAGAAACUUGACAAUACUUUUGGUCUCUCUUCAAAAGCAGUUUUGACUUAAUCUCUCAUUUUCAGUUUAAGUAACUGCUGUUACUUAAGUGAAUAUACUUUUGCUCAAAUUGAAGCUUAACGGAACUAUAAUUCUCAGGAUAGUAUUUUGUAAAUAAAGAUGAUUUAAAUAUGAAUCUUACGAGUAAAUUAUUUCCAUUUUAUUAUAUUCUAGAUGGUAUAAUUAUUUUAAUUUGAUUAACAAAUCCACUGCCACAUAAACAAUCUUGCAGUUGGGGAUGUUUUAAAUUCCAAAGGCUGUGUCCUUAUGCCAAGAACUGUAUUUACUAUAGUUGUAGACAAAUGUGAAAAUAACUUUAUGCUUAAUUAAAUAAAUUUUAAUUGGUUUAAAGACUUGUUUAGCAUUUAUAAUAAUAAAAUCAUCUAGUUUUUCCAUAAAUGUGGCUUCAUUAAUUGGUCUUUUUUCCUUCUAUCAAUAUUUUUUCCUUCUAUCAAUAGCUUGAGGCUGAAAACUAAUGCUUUCUAUGGGUCUUUCUGAUUCCAUUAUCUUACCAAAACCAUGCCUUCUUUCUUGUAAAUAGAUAUAAAUGACCCAAAGCAACAAAUUAAUACACUUUUAAAAAUAAAAAUGAAUUUUAAGAUAACACUUCUAAAAAUAAAAAUGAAUUAUAUUUUAAAGAAAAAUAGGAUAUUUUGUAGGAGCAAAUUUCAGAAUUCAGAUCGCCUUAGUUCAGUCACUGGUUUUCUCUAUAGUUUUAUUUCUUGUUUUUCUCUUCAUUUGUAAGAUGACUAUUUUCUGUAGAGAAUGUUGGCAUUUGCUGCAGAAUAACUGUAUUGAGACAGUGUGUCAUCAGUUGGAGCUUUGGACUCAAUAUCCUUAGAGUGAUUUUUUCUCAAUCAGGUCUGUAUUCUAUUAUUAGUCUUGAACAUCAAUAUGAUUAUGAAAGGAAGAGGAAAUUAAGUAUAGCUAAUAAAUAUCACAA
Messenger RNA from Trichechus manatus latirostris (Florida manatee), 3522 nucleotides. It is a transcript of the gene MIA2, whose product is annotated as MIA SH3 domain ER export factor 2. NCBI's taxonomy places the organism in Eukaryota, Metazoa, Chordata, Mammalia, Sirenia, Trichechidae. Gene Ontology annotation, biological process: protein secretion; endoplasmic reticulum to Golgi vesicle-mediated transport; vesicle cargo loading. The record is from RefSeq and is a predicted model, not a curated record. Gene Ontology annotation, cellular component: endoplasmic reticulum exit site; endoplasmic reticulum membrane. The transcript is spliced from 21 exons.